This is a messenger RNA of Ceratotherium simum simum (southern white rhinoceros), 2181 nucleotides long. RefSeq names its product eukaryotic translation initiation factor 2 alpha kinase 1 (gene EIF2AK1). Gene Ontology annotation, molecular function: ATP binding; eukaryotic translation initiation factor 2alpha kinase activity. Lineage: Eukaryota; Metazoa; Chordata; Mammalia; Perissodactyla; Rhinocerotidae. Gene Ontology annotation, biological process: regulation of translational initiation by eIF2 alpha phosphorylation. Gene Ontology annotation, cellular component: cytoplasm; nucleus. The record is from RefSeq and is a predicted model, not a curated record.
GGGCUGCUCUGCGCCCCGCGCGGACGGCGAUGUUGGGGGGCGGCUUUGGAGCCCGGGAGCGCGAGGCGGAGGGCGACGGGGCGGGAGCUGUGCCUGCGCCGCCUGCCAUCGACUUCCCGGCCGAGGGCUCGGACCCCAAGUAUGACGAAUCUGAUGUCCCAGCAGAGCUUCGGGUGUUCCGAGGACCCCUGCAACAGCCGGCUUUCCCUUUUGCUGUUGCGAACCAACUACUGCUUGUUUCUUUGCUGGAGCACUUGAGCCAUGUGCAUGAACCAAACCCACUUCGCUCAAGACAGGUGUUUAAAUUACUUUGUCAGACCUUUAUCAAAAUGGGGCUGCUGUCUUCCUUCACUUGCAGCGAUGAGUUUAGCUCACUGAGACUACAUCACAACAGGGCCAUCACCCAUUUGAUGAGGUCGGCUAAGGAGAGAGUUCGUCAGGAUCCUUGUGAGGAUAAUUCUCAUACUCAGACGAUCAGAUCAAGGGAAGUAGCCUUUGAAGCACAAACGUCACGUUACUUAAAUGAAUUUGAAGAGCUCGCCGUCUUAGGAAAAGGUGGAUAUGGAAGAGUGUACAAGGUCAGGAAUAAAUUAGAUGGUCAAUAUUAUGCAAUUAAAAAAAUCCUGAUCAAGGGUGCAACUAAAACAGAUUGCAUGAAGGUAUUACGGGAAGUGAAGGUGCUGGCAGGUCUCCAGCAUCCUAAUAUUGUAGGCUAUCACACUGCUUGGAUAGAACAUGUUCACGUGGCCCAAACGCAAGCAGACAGGAUUUCUAUUCAGUUGCCGUCCCUGGAAGUGAUCUCGGACCAGGAGGAUGACAGAGAUCAAUAUGAUGUUAAAAGUGAUGAAAGUAAUGGCUCAUCCAUUAUCUUUGCCGAGUUCACUUCAGAAAAAGAAAAAUCUUUUGGAGAAUCUGGCACGGAAAAUCAGAAUAACAGAUUGGUGAACUACACGACCAAUUUAUUCACAAGAGACGCCAGUGAAUUUGAAUCAUUCAGUGAGCUCCAAGAAAAUGGCUUGGCUGAUUUGUCUUCCAGAUCGAUUGUAGAGCAUCAGCUGCCAGCUAGGCAUAAUUCAGACUUAGAAGAGAAUUUUGCAUCCACUGAGGAAUCUUCUGAAGAAAAGUUAACCUUGUUGGGGCAGACAGAGGUGCAGUACCACCUAAUGCUGCACAUCCAGAUGCAGCUGUGUGAGCGCUCGCUGUGGGACUGGAUAGCCGAGAGAAACGAGCGGGGCCGAGAGUGUGUGGACGAAUCUGCUUGUCCUUAUAUUAUGGCCAGUGUUGCAACAAAAAUUUUUCAAGAAUUGGUGGAAGGUGUAUUUUACAUACAUAACAUGGGAAUUGUACACAGAGAUCUUAAGCCCAGAAAUAUUUUUCUUCAUGGCCCUGAUCAGCAAGUGAAAAUUGGAGACUUUGGUCUGGCCUGCACGGACAUCAUACAGAACACUGACUGGACCAAUAGAAAUGGGAAGAGAACACCAACACAUACUUCCAGAGUGGGUACUUGUUUGUAUGCUUCACCCGAACAGUUGGAAGGAUCCGAGUAUGAUGCCAAGUCAGAUAUGUAUAGCUUGGGUGUCAUCCUGCUAGAGCUCUUUCAGCCGUUUGGAACCGAAAUGGAGCGAGCACAAGUUUUAACAGGUUUAAGAACUGGUCAGAUACCUGAAUCCCUCAGUAAAAGGUGUCCCGUACAAGCCAAGUAUAUCCAGCACUUAACUAGAAAGAACUCAUCCCAGAGACCGUCUGCUGUUCAGCUGCUGCAAAGUGAACUUUUCCAAAAUUCUGGAAACGUUAAUCUCACUCUACAGAUGAAGAUACUAGAGCAAGAAAAAGAAAUCGAAGAACUGAAGAAGCAGAUACGCCUCCUCUCUCAGGACAGAGGGGUUAAGGAUGACAUGAAAGAGGGGGUGUGCCCCUCCAGCCUUAAUUAGGCUCUAUAAAUGUGAAAGUGGACUUGAAAACUCUAAGCUGGUCAACUGGAAUGUAAAUUUUCAAUCUUUAUUAGGGUAAAGAUGGUAUAAUACUUAGUUGUAAUUAGUAAGCCUGUAUAAGACUUAUUAAAGUGAAGUUGUACCCCCAAACUGCUUUUUCCUUAAGUAGGUCUUUUAUAACCUAGCAUCUUGAACCUAAGACUGCUCUAAACUAAACCUAUUCUGCUCUUUCCAUUCUCCUGUCCCGCAA